Sodiomyces alkalinus F11 is the source of this 948-nucleotide messenger RNA. RefSeq names its product guanine-N(7)--methyltransferase. NCBI's taxonomy places the organism in Eukaryota, Fungi, Ascomycota, Sordariomycetes, Glomerellales, Plectosphaerellaceae. Gene Ontology annotation, molecular function: tRNA (guanine(46)-N7)-methyltransferase activity. Bases 1 to 846 code for a protein of 281 amino acids. The record is from RefSeq and is a predicted model, not a curated record. The transcript has 3 exons. Gene Ontology annotation, biological process: RNA (guanine-N7)-methylation; tRNA methylation. Gene Ontology annotation, cellular component: tRNA methyltransferase complex.
AUGGGGCGAGGCAAGACCAAAGCACAAAAGCGCGCAGACUGGCGCAAUUCUCGCGAUGAGAAUAACCCCGAGAUGCCCAGGAAAAAGUUCUACCGGCAACGAGCGCAUGCCAAUCCCUUCUCGGACCAUCAUCUAUCAUACCCUGCGAGCCCGGACGAUAUGGAUUGGUCAACCUACUACCCUGGCUUUGUUGCCCAGAACCCGCUUGACAACGGCGAGCCGCAGAAAACCGAAACAUCGUCUACGCUAGCCGCGUCGAGGUCAUUGACGAAAGAUGUCGAGGUGGUUGAUAUUGGCUGCGGCUUCGGGGGUUUGCUCGUUGCACUUGCGCCCCUCCUACCCGACAGUCUCAUUCUCGGUCUCGAAAUCCGAGUGCAAGUCACGCAUUUCGUUCAAGAUCGGAUACGGGCCCUACGGGCGCAGAAUCAAGAAAAGAAUCUGUACCAGAAUAUUGCCUGUCUUCGGGCUAAUACCAUGAAGUUCUUGCCUAACUUCUUCCGAAAAGGGCAGCUGUCGAAGAUCUUUAUCUGCUUCCCGGACCCUCAUUUUAAGGUCCGUAAACACAAGGCGAGGAUCGUGUCAUCCACGCUCAACUCGGAGUAUGCCUACGCGCUGCGGCCCGGCGGUAUCGUGUACACUAUCACCGAUGUCGAGUCGCUGCAUCAAUGGAUGGUGGAGCAUUUGGAGGGACACCCUUCUUUUGAACGGAUUUCGCCCGAGGAGGAAGCCGCGGACCCUUGCGUCGAGGUGAUGAAGAAAGAGACGGAAGAGGGUAAAAAGGUAGAGAGGAAUAGCGGACCCAAAUUCGUGGCCCUUUUCCGCAGGGUUGAAGAUCCCCCUUGGUGAUGAACCAGUCACUUAGAUGUAAAGCUAUGUCCACUAUAUUCCCGGCCAGCUAGAACGUGAUGUCAAGGAUAUUGAAUACAAACCUGGAAGACAUGACUGUUG